Messenger RNA from Ziziphus jujuba (common jujube), 2181 nucleotides. RefSeq lists its product as uncharacterized. The transcript has 6 exons. Bases 416 to 1921 code for a protein of 501 amino acids. Gene Ontology annotation, molecular function: metal ion binding. The record is from RefSeq and is a predicted model, not a curated record. Lineage: Eukaryota; Viridiplantae; Streptophyta; Magnoliopsida; Rosales; Rhamnaceae.
CAUCCUUUUGCUUUUGCGGUUUGUACCCGUCUAAUUUUUGGUUUCGAGAAUAAAGUGGCAAAAUGCUUCAGCCACAAGACCCAAUUCCUCUGUGAUGUCAAAGAAACUCUUUUAGAAUCUCUCUUUGGCUCUCUGUAACUUAAAAACACUGUUUCUCGUUCUCUUUUCACGCCUGAAGGUAAACAGUCUCUGCAACUCAGCAAUAAGCAUGGGGUUGGAUAGUCUGCUGCCUCUACAGUAAACACAUUAAAACUAUAGUUGGUUAUGAUAAAGCGGAGACAAGAGAAAAAAGUGUAUGCAGUACUUCUCAUGAAAAUCACAGAAAGUUGUUAUUUUUCAUCUUUCCCUAUGAAUUUAUAAAGCAUUGCUUUAUUUAGGAAAGGAGGAAAAAGCUGUAUUUAGCUCAUAUACAGGCAUGGGUAACCCACAGCAGCUUAAGAGAAGAGUAGCAUUUGUGCUUAUUGAUGGGUUGGGUGAUGUGUCAUUACCAAAAUUUGGGUUCAAGACUCCUCUUCAAGCAGCCAACCUGCCCCAUUUGGAUGCUAUUGCAUCUGCAGGAAUUAAUGGUCUAAUGGAUCCUGUUGAAGUAGGUUUGGCUUGUGGAAGUGACACAGCUCACCUUUCUCUGUUGGGUUAUGACCCAAGAGUAUAUUACCGCGGCCGAGGUGCAUUUGAGUCUAUGGGUGCUGGAUUAGCCAUGUCACCAGGUGAUAUUGCAUUUAAGUCUAAUUUUGCAACUUUGGAUGAGAAAACUGGAAUAGUCAUCAGCAGGAGGGCUGACAGGCACUUUGAAGAAGAGGGGCCCAUACUCUGUGCUGCACUUGAUGGAAUGAAGCUUCCAUCUUUUCCUCAGUAUGAAGUCAGAGUGAGGUAUGCAACAGAACAUAGAUGUGGAGUGGUUGUGAAAGGACCAAAGUUAAGUGGAAAUAUAUCAGGAACAGACCCACUCAAGGAUAACCGCCUGCUCUUGAAAGCUGAAGCUUUAGACAAUACUGAAGAAGCAAGGCAUACAGCUGAAGUUGUCAAUGAAUUAUCCAAGGAAAUUUCACGGAUUCUGGUUUCUCAUCCACUGAAUGCCAAGCGGGCUUCAGAAGGGAAGAACAUAGCUAAUGUGGUCCUUCUACGAGGUUGUGGUAUUAGAAUUGAGGUUCCUCCAUUUCUAAAGAAACAUGGUUUGAGGCCAUGCAUGGUAGCUCCUACAAAAAUUAUAGCUGGGCUGGGAUUAUCUCUGGGCAUUGACAUCCUAGAAGCUCCUGGAGCAACCGGAGACUAUCGAACGCUUCUAACUUCCAAAGCAACUGCAAUAGCUAAGGCACUCUCAGCUCCUUUGCAGUCUUCCCCAAACGUUUUUGUACCAGGUGAGGAUGAACACAAACCAGGCCAUUCAGAUGGCUAUGAUUUUGGGUUUCUUCACAUAAAGGCAAUAGAUGAUGCAGGGCAUGAUAAGGCAAGCAUUUUUAAAGUCAAGGGAUUGGAGGCUGUAGAUAAAGCCAUAGGGCAGCUGGCCAAGUUCCUCUGGGAGGCUGAGACAACUGGUAAUUUCCAGUACUUCUUAUGCGUCACUGGAGACCAUUCUACCCCAGUUGAAUAUGGAGACCACAGCUUUGAACCUGUUCCAUUUGCAAUGUGUCGGUUGAAAGACUUUGUGGCUACUGUCGGCGUUGAAUCUAUCUUAGGGACCCCUAUUGAUCCAUUUCCUCUUCCAACUGUUGAAGCGGGUGAAGACCUUAUUGACAAUGUUGGGAUGGAACAAGAAGAAAGAAGAAAACAAACUCGAGCUUUCAGUGGUGAUUCAGUUUAUGAGUUCCAUGAGAUAGCUGCUGCAAGAGGAUGUCUUGGGCGUUUCCCUGGUGGAGAGAUGAUGGGAAUUAUAAAAACAUUUCUUGAAGUAGAUGCAGAAGCUGUUUUUGCAGAAAGUUGAGGAAUUCCAAAUAGUUAAGAUGGAUGAUGCCUCUUAACUAAAUUUUGGGAGAUUCUUUUAAUGUUAAUUUGGGAAAGAAGGAAAAAACAAAUUGUACACAAUUUAAAAUAAGCCCGUCCGAAGGUUUUUCUUUUUUUCUUGUUCCCAAUGUUUUUGAUCUUCUUACUGCAUGGACCUGCUAUGUGAACUAGUUUUCUGGUGGGAACCCAUUGUACUAGUUGCGCAUUGACAAAAAUAAAAUCUCAAUGUCUUUCAAACAA